Messenger RNA from Dothidotthia symphoricarpi CBS 119687, 1632 nucleotides. Its product is annotated as GMC oxidoreductase. Lineage: Eukaryota; Fungi; Ascomycota; Dothideomycetes; Pleosporales; Dothidotthiaceae. Gene Ontology annotation, molecular function: flavin adenine dinucleotide binding; oxidoreductase activity, acting on CH-OH group of donors. The transcript is spliced from 2 exons. The coding region runs from base 1 to 1632 and encodes 543 amino acids. The record is from RefSeq and is a predicted model, not a curated record.
AUGGCCUUCAACACCACCACCACCCUUCCCCAGAAUGCCUCCUACGAUUUCGUUAUCGUUGGAGGAGGGACAGCUGGCUGUGUCAUUGCCUCUCGUCUCACCGAAUAUCUGCCAAACAAGUCUGUCCUCUUGAUUGAGGCUGGGCCCAGCGACUUCAUGGAUGAUCGUGUCCUGCUUCUCAAAGACUGGUUGAACCUUCUUGGAGGAGAGCUCGACUACGACUAUGGCACAACCGAGCAGCCCAUGGGUAACUCGAACAUUCGACACUCCCGCGCAAAGGUCUUGGGAGGCUGCUCGUCGCACAACACUCUUAUCUCCUUCCGGCCAUUCGAGUACGACUGCAAGAGAUGGGAAGCGCAAGGUUGCAACGGCUGGAGCUUCAAGACCUUCAUGCGCGUCCUGGACAACCUCCGCAACACUGUUCAGCCCGUGCACGAGAGGCAUCGCAACCAGCUCUGCCUGGACUGGAUUGACUCGUGUUCGACUGCCAUGGAUAUCCCCAUCAUCCACGACUUCAACAAGGAGAUCAAGACAAAAGGUGCUUUGAAGCCCUCGGUCGGCUUCUUUUCCGUUUCGUACAACCCAGACACCGGGCACCGAAGCAGUGCUAGCGUUGCCUACAUCCACCCCAUCCUGCGUGGAGAGGAGAAGAGGGAGAACCUGACUGUGCUCACAAACGCAUGGGUCAGCAAAAUCAACGUCCAGGGCGACAAGGUCACUGGUGUGGACCUCACACUCCAGAACGGCGAGAAGCUCACACUCAACCCCAAGUGCGAGACAAUCCUCUGCGCGGGCGCGGUCGAUACGCCACGAUUGAUGCUUCUGUCGGGUCUCGGCCCCAAGACACAACUUUCCGAGCUCGGCAUCCCACUCGUCAAGGACCUCCCAGGUGUUGGUGAGAACUUGCUCGAUCACCCCGAGAGUAUUAUUCUCUGGGAGCUGAACAAGCCUGUUCCCCAAAAUCAGACCACCAUGGACUCGGACGCGGGUAUCUUCCUCCGCCGCGAGGUCAAGAACGCUGCAGGCUCCGACGGCGACAUUGCCGAUAUCAUGAUGCACUGCUACCAGAUUCCCUUCUGCUUAAAUACCGCUCGUAUGGGAUACGACUCCCCCAUCGACGCUUUCUGCAUGACCCCCAACAUCCCCCGCCCCCGCUCCCGCGGCCGCAUCUACCUGACCUCCUCGGACCCCAACGUCAAGCCCGCGCUCGACUUCCGCUACUUCACCGACCCCGAAGGCUACGACGCGGCCACCAUCGUCGCGGGCCUCAAAGCCGCGCGGGAAAUCGCAAAGCAAGCCCCCUUCUCCGACUGGAUCAAGCGCGAAGUCGCCCCCGGCCCCAAAGUCCAGACCGAUGAGGAACUCUCCGAGUACGGCCGUCGCGUCGCGCAUACCGUGUACCACCCCGCUGGCACAACGAAGAUGGGCGACGUCAAGGCUGAUGAAAUGGCUGUUGUUGACCCCGAGCUGAAGAUCAGGGGCCUCAAGGGCGUUCGCAUCGCGGACGCGGGUGUCUUCCCGGAAAUGCCGACUAUCAACCCCAUGCUGACUGUUCUUGGGAUCGGGGAGCGCGCCGCGGAGCUGAUUGCGCAGGAGUGGGGAUGGAAGGGGCUGCAGAAGGAGAGGUUGUGA